Messenger RNA from Exophiala viscosa, 1470 nucleotides. RefSeq names its product endo-1,3(4)-beta-glucanase. Gene Ontology annotation, biological process: glucan catabolic process. The record is from RefSeq and is a predicted model, not a curated record. Gene Ontology annotation, molecular function: hydrolase activity, hydrolyzing O-glycosyl compounds. The transcript is spliced from 2 exons. The coding region runs from base 164 to 1330 and encodes 388 amino acids. NCBI's taxonomy places the organism in Eukaryota, Fungi, Ascomycota, Eurotiomycetes, Chaetothyriales, Herpotrichiellaceae.
GCUUUUUGCUGGGACUUUUUCCCUUCGAGACUGUAGUCGUCGCAAUCACUCUUUAACAAGGCCAGAACCAUGAUCCCUUUCCUUUUGCGUUCCAUUUCUGUUGCCAUUCUCUACCUGUUGACAUAGACCAUUGACUUAUCGCAUUCGUUAUACUCUCGUGGUCAUGUCUUACCCUCGUUCUCAAUUCGAAGAGGCGCCCCCGUCAUAUGCAGCAGUUCGUGCAUCCAAGGCUGCUGCCGCUUCACGAAGCGCACCUCUAUACGAAAAAAAUGAAUACUCAAGAAGAAAUCCCAGAAAUUGGUCGCGAAGAUGCUGGAUCAUCUUGGGCGUUGUUAUCGCUGCAAUAAUUGCUAUUGUCGUUGCCGUUGCAGUUGUGGUCACUCGGGAGAACCGCUAUCCGAACUAUUCCGAAUUGAACUAUUCGCUGGUCGACACGUACUCAGGAACGAGUUUCUUCGACAAUUUUGACUACUACACGGGAUAUGAUCCCUCAGACGGGUUUGUCCACUACGUUGACGCGGACGGAUCUGCUGAUCUGAACCUCACAUACGCUUCCAGCUCGGCCGCUGUCCUGCGGGUGGACCUCAGUGAUACCGACACGACUACUGGUCGAAAAUCGGCGCGAGUUACAUCCAAGAACACUUACAAUGACGGUUUAUUCAUCUUCGAUGUUAUUCACUCGCCAUACGGUUGCGCGACGUGGCCGGCAUUGUGGCUGUCGGAUCCUUCCAACUGGCCCGAGAAUGGCGAGAUUGAUGUCAUGGAAGCAACCAAUCUCGCGCCUGUGGGAAAUCAGGUCACCCUCCACACCACGAAAGAUUGCACGAUGAAGGUGAAGCGAAAGGAGACAGGUACCGCCCUGAACUCGAACUGCUUGAACUCCACCGACGGCGACGCUGGCUGUGGCGUUCGAGGUUCAACUGCCACGUUCGGCGAAGAUUUCAACAACAAUGGUGGUGGUGUCUAUGCCAUGGAGCUCAGAGACGCCGGGAUCCGGGUGUGGAUGUUUGAUCGUGACAGCAUACCCUCAGACAUCACUACGUCCACCUCGAACACCACAAACUCCACCACCACUCCCGACCCAUCUGGAUGGGGCGAGGCUUUGGCGGACUUUCCCAGCACAGACUGCGAUAUCAGCAGCCAUUUCCGCAACCAGAGCAUCAUCGUUGACAUUGAUUUGUGCGGUGAUUGGGCUGGUCAAACGGCCUACUACAACACUCAGUCAGGAUGUUCAGGCACAUGUGUCAACUAUGUGAUGGAACAGCCCGGAAGUGCAUAUGACGAGGCCUACUGGGAGUUUGGCAGUUUUAGAGUCUAUCAAGCGUCGUAAACUUGGAUUUGGAAUUUGAUGUUUGGCGUGCGGUCUGGUUUGGUUGCAAAUAAGGAAUAUAUUUGAAUAGUACAUAUGAACCCCAGAGUCUUGUCGGUCGUACAGCACUGGACUAAUCAUGAGCAAUCAUUGAGGAGUCA